Zea mays is the source of this 1322-nucleotide messenger RNA. RefSeq names its product ATP synthase. Bases 130 to 1092 code for a protein of 320 amino acids. The transcript is spliced from 2 exons. The record is from RefSeq and is marked predicted. Lineage: Eukaryota; Viridiplantae; Streptophyta; Magnoliopsida; Poales; Poaceae.
CGCUUGGCUUUCGAGGCACGCGGAUGCCAGAUUUCCCCGGAUGGGGCGUGUGCGGCUGCCGGGGCCGCAUCGUGUGCACGCCAAAUUCUCCCGUCCUCGACACCAGCUAGCGAGGCUACGCAGCAGCUGAUGAUACCUUAUCCCCCGCUGGCACUCUGGCAGCUAGCUAUUACCCCCCUGCUGCGCCGCGCAGCCUUCUGGUCUACCCCCGUUGGCUGCUUCUUCUACCUACCCUCGCCGUCGCCUCAACUUCCCGGCCGCCGUCCCCUCCGAUCACCAGCUGCUGCUUGUGCUGCUGAGCCAAGAGCAGCUAGCGAUGAACAUCUUGAACCUGCAGCCCAUCAACCCAGGCGGGCACCCGGCGUUCCCGGCGGCCAAGGAGAGCGGGCACCUCACGCCGGCGUCGGUGCGCUUCGACGGCGUGCCGGUGCCGGCGCAGUCCCACGCGCACUGUCCGAGGUGGCAGGCUCAGACGCUGCGCCGGGACAGCAGCUACGUCGGCGUGGAGCACGAAGGGACCAGGACCACCGCGUCCGUCCCGGUCCCGGUCCCGGUCCCAGCCGUUGCCCCGGUGCCUGCCCCGUUCAAGCCGCUCACGCUCGACUUCCUGCGGUCGCUCAUGGACAGGAGCUGCAGCAUGAGCCCCGCCGUCGCGGAGUACGGCGAGGACAGCGCCCCGCCGCCGCCGCAGAUGGUGGCGCUCCGCGUGGUGGUGGCCUCCGCCGUGGAGCUGGACGCGCGCCAGACCGAGCUCAUCGCGCGCAAGAUGCGCCGCCUCACCGGGUUCGUCAACCUCAAGGUCGACAACGUCGUGGACGCGUCCCUCCUCGCCGGCUUCGUCGUCCGCUACGGCACCGACGACUCGCACGUCAUCGACCUCAGCGUCAAGGGCCAGCUCGCCGCGCUCCAGAACCGCGUCGACUCCAUCGACCACCAGACCGCCCACGUCCACGGACACCCGCACCACUGAUCAUCCGAUCCAACACCUCUGGACUCUGGUGCACAUGCACCGGAACCGGACUACACCGGAGCGAAGCGCGCCAUUGCCAAACCGUGCUACAGCUUGCAGUAUACAAGAGCCUAUCUCCAUGACUGUGAUUACGAGACUAUAUACAGAACCGAAUUGAACGCCAUGGCAACAACAGUUUUCCUGUCUAAUGUUGUUGUAAAUCGCGACUGCUACCUAUCCUUCCUGCUGAGCCUAUAUAUGUUUCUAUUGCUAAAAAAACGAACGUUAUUGUAUAAUAUGAUCGAUGUGGAGACAUCAUCCUCUAUGGCGUAAAGUGCAAUAUACUAUCUCAAGGGCCAAGGCCGAGGUUUGU